Gilbertella persicaria is the source of this 972-nucleotide messenger RNA. RefSeq lists its product as uncharacterized. The record is from RefSeq and is a predicted model, not a curated record. Gene Ontology annotation, cellular component: cytoplasm. Lineage: Eukaryota; Fungi; Mucoromycota; Mucoromycetes; Mucorales; Choanephoraceae. Gene Ontology annotation, molecular function: phosphatidylcholine binding; phosphatidylcholine intramembrane carrier activity; phosphatidylinositol transfer activity. The transcript has 6 exons. Bases 115 to 918 code for a protein of 267 amino acids. Gene Ontology annotation, biological process: phospholipid transport.
UGCAAAAAAAAUUGUUGUUUGUUUGUAUGUCAUGUGAUUUACCAUGCGUUUAUAAAACCAAGCGACUCUCUCUUUUACUUUGCUUUUCUUUAUUGUUAUUUUUUUUCUUGUCGAAUGAUUAUUAACGAAUAUCGAAUCAUUAACAAUUGUACAGAAGAAGAAUAUCAAAUAGGUCAAUUAUAUGCUACUGCCUUAGCAUCCAAAGAACAAACAGGUGGUGGGGAAGGCGUAGAAGUGAUCAAGAAUGAGCCUUAUGAGAAAGAGAAUGAAAAAGGACAAUAUACCUAUAAAAUAUUUCGCCUAGCCUCUAGAGUACCCAGUAUUGUGAAGGCAGUUGCACCAGCAGGUGCUCUUGAUUUAUAUGAAGAGGCUUGGAAUGCAUAUCCUUAUUGUAAAACUGUCUUGAAAAAUGGCUAUAUGAAGGAUAGCUUCUCUAUUGUAUACGAAACAUUACAUGUCAAUGGAUCAAGAGGUGAACUUGAGAAUGCAUUAAACAUCUCUAAAGAAGACUUAAAGAAGCGUAACGUGAUCAUCAUUGAUAUUGCUAAUGACAAGAUAAACACCAAAGAUUAUAAACCAGAGGAAGAUCCUAAACUUUAUCAUUCAGAAAAGACAGGCCGUGGUCCAUUAACUGAUCCUGACUGGCAAAAGAAGUGUGAGCCUGUCAUGACAUGUUAUAAGCUUGUCUAUAUUGAAUUCAAAUGGUUUGGUUUACAGACUAAGGUUGAAUCUUUUUUAGCCAAGACUGUUCAGACUCUAUUCACUAAAUUUCACAGACAAUUAUUUUGUUGGACUGACAAAUGGUUUGGUAUGUCUAUUCAAGAUAUUCGUGAUUUGGAAGAAAAGACAAAGAAAGACUUGGAUCAAAAGAGAAAUGAAGGUGAACUUCCUGUCAAUAGUCUGGAAAAUGACUUGUAACUGAGUUAAAAAUAAAUGUCAAGGCUAAAUUGCCCUUGUUUUAAUUUUUUCUUU